GCUCACAAAUACGCUUAUAAAAAAUGUCUAUGCUCCAGCUUUUAGUUUAUGUAUUGAUCUUCAGUCGAUUUAAUAGAUAAACUCUCACCUUGUCCAGACAUUUAUAGCUUUUGUGUUUAUGUUAGCAAUGGGAUUUGACACCUUUAUUCAUCACACACAGAGACACAUCUACCAGCUACAUACCGCCACAAUGUGCUCCGCCACCCAUUUGUUGAGACCAAGAUGAUAUGAAAUAAAUUUUACAGUUCAUCCGUAAAGCUAUGACGGAUGAACAUAGCUUUACGGAUGCGUUAAUCAUCUAAUGCGCAGCCGGCCGCCGUGUACAGUCUAUCCGGAUAAAUACACCUGCAGUACUCUUCCCUACCACCAGGCAGCAGCUCCAGGAGGAGAAAAGCUGCUGUACUCCAGGCAUUGCGCCAGUCGUUUUAAGGAUGUUUAUUGGUACCCCAAAUACGACAAAACCCAGACAUUAUCAUGAAUCAAUAAAAUCUUCCCAGGCCAAACUUGAAAACUGGACGUUAUGCUGCUAACACUUAGCUUUCGUUAACAACUCAGGCAGAAGUGAGAGUAUUGUGCAACACAAGUAAUAACCCGACCGGAACACGGUUCAUUAAAUAAUGAAACAUAAAUUAACGAAGCUUCGAGGCAGAUAAAUUUUCCUCGAGGGAUUUUAAUAAUCGAGGUACUCGAAUCACUCGAGGAAUCGUUUUAGCUAUUCCAGUUUCUGCUGGACUGUUUAAUGCUAAAGGUGGAACAAAAGAACGUGUUUGUUCACCAGAUGGAUGUAAAGACAGCAUAUCUACAUGCCCCAAUAGAGUAUGAACUUUAUAUUUAUCAACUAGAGGGCUAUAAGUGGGAAUCUCAGGAAAUUGAAAGACUUGUGUAUAAACUGCAAAAAUCUCUGUACGGACUUAAUACUCUGAUGCUUGUGUUACAUUAGCAGUUGGUAAAAAGGUUUCACAACAAUUGUUAUUAACAGCAUUUUAAUGUCAUAAGUAUUAUUAGAGUUGUAGUCCUGUUAUUUAUUACAUUUCUUCAUUAGUGCAGAGCCUUAAUAAUUAUGCAAGUGAUAAAAUGUAGCAGGUCUCAGGUACUUACUAUGCAGAACAUUACUGCUUUUUUUAAUCAAUAUUCUUUUUGUACUGUAAAACAAGCUGGCAUUAGUUCAAUAGGUCAUCUACACUGUAAAACAUUUUAGCAGCAUUUAGUUGUGUCUACUAUCUUCUAUUCUUUAAGUCAAAUAAAAUUAGCGAGUUUUAGAUUUUGAACCUAAAUGUGAGUUUGUCAAAGAUGCAUUUACAGUAGCAAGUUGUUAACUUUUUUAAAAUUAAUUUAGUCAAACCUUUAAGAGUUGAAAAGACUAGAGUUUUUAGAAGAAAAAGAUAGGAGUGGGAACUACACUUCAGAGUGUGCUUAGCAGCAUGUUUUUGUAUCCUGUGUUGCACCAUGAGUGAGAUGGAAGUGAUCUGACCUGUGUUAUUAAGGCAAAUGAGUUGUGGCCGCAAUGUUGUCGGUGCCCAUCAUAGCAGCAACCCUCAAACCCGUUGGUGGACACCAUUGUUUCGGGAUGCUGUCAGGCUGAAGAAGGAGUCCUGUCGGGCCUUUUUGGCCUGUGGGACCCCUGCUUCUGGGGCACACAUUUCAGCAGGUUCGGGAGGGUAGUGCUAUAACGAGCACUGCCCUCUCGAGCAACUAUAGAUUGCUAGUCUCAAGUCUGUCAGGUACCUUUUCUAGCACCUCAUUUAAAGGAUUUUAAAUCAUGCCCAGAUUGUUUGCAGUUGUUUGUUAGACAUGGCUCGGAUCACAUUCAGUGAUAAGGAUAUGUUUCCUUAUGGAAACAUAUUGUGGUUUAUGUUUUGUGUUUUUCUUCUGUAGGCAUCCACUAAUGGCUACCUGUGAAGACUCUCAUCUGAAGUUCAUAGAAACAACUGACAAUUCUUUUUACUUUGAAGAGACCAGUUCUACUUCAUGUGAAACAGAGCUUCAUUCAGAUGCUUUCAGGAGAUGUGAGCCUCCAAUAUCAAGGUGGAUCCAAAGCAAGGACCAAAAGUUUCUUGUUUUGAAAACUUCGGGAAAAUUUGAAUUCGAGGACAGAACAGUCCAUGAUCGAGGACAGCCUGAUUGCACUUUUGAAAUCCAGAUUUAUCAGGACUCAUUACUUAACAACUAUCAGUCAGUCAUGCUCUACGUCUGUGCUGAUGAUGAGAAAAUGAUGAUAUCCUGCAAAGAUAACAAGGAAGUGUGCCCAGAGCCCAUGGAUCCUGAAGUCCCGAAGAUGAUUAAAGCAGCGGCACACAAGGCUCUGUUCAGGUGGAACUGUAUCUCCACUGGCAAAUACAAGUUUGAAUCCACCAUGUACCCAGGCUACUUCCUGGGAUUCGAGCGUGAGGAGGACAUGCCUUGCAUGCAUAAACUAAUUCUGCGUCAGGGAUCCAUGGAUGAAGUGGAUGAGCGUAGCAUUUUCUGUGUAAAUAAAUGCAGUUCAUAAUUAUUUUUCUUGGGAAAAUACAACAUUCACUAGCCACUUUAUUAAAUGGAUAGUGAGUUUCUUUCUUUCUUCUGCUACUAUUAACAUUAUUUGUAGAUUAUUAUGUUGCUGUCAUUGCUAUGACCAUUAGUUGUUUAUUUGAUUUGUUUGUGAUAUAACUAAGUUUAUGUACGUAUAUUAUUUAGUAUACAUAAGAAAGAAGUUAGUAAUUAUUCUGAUGCUGUAUUAUCAGAAUAUAAUUACAAUUAUAUUGUUAUUUAUAAUUGUAAUUAUUAUUAUUAUGAAUUAGCAAAUAUGCUUGUUCUCUUAUGAGUCAUUUUGUAAUAAUUUUGUUUUUAUGUACUAUAAUCCAUUUGUUGGUUCUUUUGAAUAGGAAUAUGAAUACCAUGUUUUAAAUGACUCAUUAUCGAUAAUUACUGAGUCUAUAAGUGAUAUAUUUAGAUUGAGAUGAAGGCCAGGAUUAAAUAAAUGUUUGCUAUUUUGUUCUUGGCUUUGUAUGCUUAUGUUUUCUCUUGUUCUACUGAUGAUUUGUUUUCUAAAACCUGUUUGAAACGUACAUAAUGUACCUGUUUGUACAUAAGUACAAAUAAAAUCCGAUUGUAGCUUUUGAUUUGGGAAAUGGCUAAAGGCGAUUAUAACAGAGGCCCAGAUGUAUUUUCUGAACAUUUUCUGUCCAGAUUUUUAUUGAACAAUAUAAUAGCUGAAUAACGACGGCUGUUCGUCACCAAGCAACCAAAAUCAACAGAAGGCAAGAUAGUGGCAAAAGACAAAACGAGAUCCUGUUUAGCAUUCUUCAAAAUAAAAGACUUCCUCUCUCCAAAAUAAAUCAUGCUUUUAAUUUUUCAUGUCACCUUUUUGUAAUUAUGUACAAUCAAGUUAAAUUCAGCUAAUAAUAAUAAUCAUGUAAAUUAUGCUUAACAUAUGACUAUAAAUAAGUAACUAAUUAUGGAAAUUAUACAUAUAAGUGUUAAGAAAUCAUCUGUUCUGCUUUAAAAACGAACAUACAUCGACACUUCAAAUCUGGACUAGAUUAUUCUAUGCCAGUAGCAGAAUAUUUCAAACCUAGUGUGUGAUUUGGGAAACCUUAAUUUGAAACUUCAGUAAUGAGAGAUUUAAAAACAUUUUCACAUCUGAAAUGCAUUAGAAAUGAACACCUAACAUAUUUUCAAUAUCUGCUAUUAUUUUAAUCUUCUGUUUUCUUUCAUUUUUUGUCCUAGAACGCCUGCCUUUCUGUUUGGUUGUUGUGGCUUACAGGGAUGCAUCAGCCGAGAUAAUAAAGUCAACAACUUUUCAGAUUCAGAUUUAUCAUCAUGCAAUAUAACAUCAGAGAUGAAUAGUAUAUUCCAUAUUGGAAUGUCUGUUAGCUUUUAUAGAUUAAAGAUGCUACCCAUUUCCUUAACUGGUUGCAUCAAUAUUAUAAAAAUGAAUACUGAACAAAAAUAUAAACGCCCCAUGUCAAAUAUUGUUGCCAUGUUGUUGGUUUGCGAUCCAAAAUCAGACAAGUCCAGUCAUUAUAGAGCUCUAAAACUUUUCUUUAUAUCAGUUCCUUCUUGCACAUUACACUACCAUUUUCACACUGACAAACAUUCCAAACAAGAGGGAGCCACCCUUCUGAUUCAAACCACCUGGCUUUUAAAGCAUGGCCAGGACUAAUUAAGGGGCGGAGACAACAAUUACAUUUCCAGGUAAACGAAAGAACAAACAUUUGUGCUAAACAAUAUUCCUAAACAAAUAUUCACAGAAUUACAACUAACAAUUUAACAAAAACAAAAAUAAACUGGGACCAAACAAAAAAUAAAACAAACAUCUCUCCUCCUUCUCAAACAAUGGACCUUCCCAGUAAGGUAAAUUGGAAACACCAGGUCCUAGGCAUCACUGCUCAUGGGUGCGCCUCCAUGGCAGCACAUGACCUCAAAGGAAAGAGAGGAUGAUCAAAACAAAAUGUUAAAUAAAGCAACAAUACAGGAAGCACAAAAAAACAACAACACCUGUUGAGGGGGAUAAAUCCCUCACACAUGUGGAGUUAACAUCUGUAAAUGAGCAUUUGCUGACAUUUUAUUGUACAAAAGUAAUAUUUCUCUUGAUUUGUGAAUAAUUUUUAAACCAACUUGCUUCUCAGAGAGCAUUACUCAGUGAGAUGUGUUUUUUACUCAGCGCAUGGGUGGGGCAUGUCCACUGGGCGAUCAGACAAAAUGAGCAAAAACUGGACAAUCCUUGGACUAGACAAUAAAAUUUCCACCCGAAAAUGUCAAAUUUUGUCACAAGUCAUAAUGCCUCAGAUGUCUCAAGUUAUGCAGGAGCAUGCCAUUGGCAUGUUGGAUGCAGGGACUUCCACCAGAGCAGUAGCUGCACGGUUCAAUGUCCAUAAUUGGACCAUUGGCCAUUUAAGAGUUGGUUUCCAACAGACUGGCACUACUGCAAAUCGACCUCAUCCUCGUCAGCCAUGUGUGACCACUCCAGCACAAGAUCGCCACAUCCGGCUCAUCCAUCUGCAGGAUCGGCUAAAUCCAGCGACACACACAGCUGAUGAUUCUAUUGGUCUGCACAACAGACGCAUCACACCUCAGACUGUCCGUAACCACCUAUGAGAAGCCAACUUGGUCAAAAUCAAAUUCCUCAACCUGACCCCUAUCAUGUUCAAAGGACUGUCAAUCCACUACAAAUGGGCAUACCACAAUGUUAUCAAUGCUGAUAUGAAGAUCAGUAAUUACUGAAAAUAUAUUUUGAGUUUCUCUACAUACUGUGAAACCCAAAUGAUCAUAAAAGUCUUAUAUAUGACAUAUUGCAUUUAUACUUUUGUUCAGUGUACUUUCUCUGAUUGAUAUUGAUACAAUGUUGUCAAACUGGGGGGUGGGUAACAAACACUGACAAUAAAAAAAAAACUCACCCCUU
Xiphophorus hellerii (green swordtail) is the source of this 5380-nucleotide messenger RNA. Its product is annotated as interleukin-18. The transcript has 5 exons. Bases 1832 to 2488 code for a protein of 218 amino acids. NCBI's taxonomy places the organism in Eukaryota, Metazoa, Chordata, Actinopteri, Cyprinodontiformes, Poeciliidae. The record is from RefSeq and is a predicted model, not a curated record. Gene Ontology annotation, molecular function: cytokine activity. Gene Ontology annotation, biological process: inflammatory response; immune response.